This is a messenger RNA of Clavispora lusitaniae ATCC 42720, 741 nucleotides long. RefSeq names its product mitochondrial 54S ribosomal protein YmL13. Gene Ontology annotation, cellular component: mitochondrion. NCBI's taxonomy places the organism in Eukaryota, Fungi, Ascomycota, Pichiomycetes, Serinales, Metschnikowiaceae. The record is from RefSeq and is a predicted model, not a curated record.
AUGUGGCCUGCACGCAGGGUUACACUGGUUUACCAAAUUUUCCACUGCGAUUUCUGGAUUUCAUAUCUACCCAUGAUUAAAGCGCCGGCCCUUGCUAGAAGCAUAAGACCGUUUUCGUCAGCGGUGCCCAGAUCUUUUCUCGGUAAUUUUUUUGGUACCAAAGAGGCCAAAAAGAAGGAAAUCAUCGAAAAGCAAGAUGAGUACGAAGUGGAUGCCUCAUCCAAAAUCGUAAUCUUGGACAGAAACAACUCGCCAGAUUAUAAACCAUUCAAUGCCGCAGAAGACAUGCCAGAUUUUAAGAUCAUCCAAUGGAAAUCAAAGGUGGUCCGUGCCCAGGAUAUAGAAUCUUCUUUCACUCCGGAGUCUGUUGCCGAAGCGAUAUGCGACACUUACUCUGAGUUGAAAGGCAGCACCAUCAGUCCGAACAAAUUCUCUGAUAUCUCUUUGGCAGACUUGCAGUUCAGAUUUGACUUUGCCAAAGCCUUGCAACUGAGAUUAGGUUUUGACAUUAGCGACUACACUAUGACCCGGGCGCACAACGUGGAUUACUUAUACCUGGAGUUGAGAAAAGUGAUCGCACACAGAUGGUCGAGCGAGAGAAAUCCAAACGCUAUUGUUUUGAGACCAGAGGAUUUCUCUGAAACCGCAAACGUUUACUUGAACAGGGAACGCACAGAGGAGGAGCAAAAGAAGGUAUUGGACGAACUCGUGGAGAAGGUGAGGGCUUCUGCUAGCCCUUAG